AACAUUAGCUGUAACCCAAUUCAGUGUCUGCACACUUCGGAGCGUGCAGACCGUCAGUUGUUGCUUUCUGUGACUCAUUUAUUUUUUUGCAUUAUUUCUUGGAAUCGGUCGCACUGUAUUUGACUACCAUCUGAACUGUUUUUGUGUUUAUAGUUAACUCUGAAAGUUAUGCAAAACUCCAUAGAAAUGUAAUUGGAUUAUUAGACACUUGAGCAGGAUCGUGCCUGAAGAUUUAUUUUAAAUUUUCGGGCUUCAAAGCGGCAGAAAGCCCACCAGUCCUGCAUUCAUAUGGAUGAUGGAGUCAUGUUUAGCCGGGAUGCCCAACAGGGUAGGACCAGUGGAGGUGGAAGACAUCAAGAGAGACCUGCUGAAUGAAUUUGCAGCUGUACCAGCACAGGACAGUUUUCAGUCAGAAACGGAGAACCUGCAGGUGUACCUGAGGGUUCGCCCGUUUACUGCAGCUGAAAACGACAACGGAGAGUCACAGGACUGUGUGACCAUGGAAGGCUCUGACACUGUGGUCCUCAAGGCUCCCCACAGCUGUCCGUCAAACCGUCAGAGUGAGAAGCCCCUCCAACAGAUGGUGCAGAGGUUCACCUUCACACAGGUGUUUGGUCCAGAGGCCAGUCAGAAGACAGUGUUUGAUGGUUCUGUUCGUGGUUUGGUCCGAGACGUUUUACAGGGAGGAAACUGUCUGGUUUUUACCUACGGAGUCACCAACGCUGGGAAAACCUUCACCUUCCUUGGUCCAGAACACGACUCGGGUCUACUGCCCAGGUCCCUGUCGGUCAUCUUUAACAGUGUGGAGGGCCGCCUGUACGGCCGCGGCGACCUGAAGCCUCAGCGCUGUCGAGACUUCAGCAGGCUGACUCCAGACCAGCAGGCGGCAGAGAACAGCAACAAGAAGAAUCUACUGAGGCUGUUCAAAGAGAGCGACAAGAGUCUGACGUCUGGAAGGUCGGCGUUCCUGGAAGGCUCAUCUGUCAGCAGCGUUAACAGCGUCUCUGAGGCCGACAGUUUCUGUCUGGACGUCUCCUCCAACGUUCGUUUCUCUGUUUGGGUCUCGUUCUGCGAGAUUUAUAACGACAACAUCCACGACCUGCUGGAACAGGUUCCCAAUGGACACAAGAGGACGGUGCUGCGUUUGUCUCAGGAUGUCAAAGGAAACUCCUUCAUCAAAGACCUGCGCUGGGUCCAGGUGAGCAGCUCUGAGGAGGCCUACAGAGUGAUGAAGAUUGGGAGGAGGAACCAGAGCUUCUCCUCCACCAGACUAAACCAUCUGUCCAGCAGGAGCCACAGCAUCUUCUCCAUCCGUAUCCUGCGGGUCGACGACGUGGGCGUUCCCAGAGUCCUUGGCGUCAGCGAGCUGGCUCUGUGCGACCUGGCCGGCUCAGAGCGCUGUUCUCGGACCAACAACACCGGAGAGAGGCUGAAGGAGGCCGGGAACAUCAACAGCUCUCUGCUGACGCUCGGCAAGUGCAUCAGCGCCAUGAGGCUCAACCAGAACGCCAAGUUCCAGCACCAUGUUCCCUUCAGGGAAUCCAAACUGACCCACUUCCUGCAGUUCUUCUUCUGUGGUGCCGGCCGCGUCUCCAUGGUGGUCAACAUCAACCAGAACUCAUCCUGCUUCGACGAGACACUCACCGUCCUCAAGUUCUCCGCCCUGGCGCAGAAGGUGUUGGUGCUGAACAGCAGACCUGCCAGCCUGGAUGACCAGGCCCCGCACAAGGCGGCCAUGGAGCUGUCAAUCAUCAUUGAUGAGGCGGACCAGCGCAGGAACAUGGCAGGGAGGGGCAGUAGGAGCUCGCUGGUUGCCUGGGAGACCAGGCUGGAGGAUGUGCAAGAGGAUGAGGAUGGAGAGGAGUGGGAGGAAGACGAAGAGGAGGAGGAGAGUCUGAUGGAGGGAACAGUUCUGGAGGCUGGAGGAGAAGAGGACCAGACGAUGGAGGAAGAGGAGCAGAACUCGGACCAGGAGGCGGCGCUGCGUUUGGUGCUGGAGGCUCAGAUCAGAGAAGAGGUCCACGAUGAGUUUAUGGAGCUUUUCAACAAGAUGAAGAAUGACUACAGCGAGCGUCUGGAGAAGGAGAGGGAGAUCCUGGAGGAGCGAGCUGAGAAGAGGCUGGAGAUCUUGCAGCGCCUCCUCAGUAAGAACAGAAAGGAGGAGCAGGACGCCAUGUUGGAUGGCAUCAUCAGCUCGAUGAGUGCAGACCUGAUGAAGAUCAGAGAGGAUGCUGAGAGCGUGCACGACUGUCUGUCUGCAGACGUACACGCUGCAGAGCUGGAGGCACUGCGGUUGGAGAAGCAGCGGUCACAUGACCAGCUGCAGGAAGCCAUGCAGAAGUUAUCUGAGCUGACGGAGGUCUGCCAUCGGAAGGACGAGGUCAUCGAUAGACUGCAGCAGGCCGCGGAAAACACCACCCGAGACGGAAACGCACCUGCUCUGGAGGAGGAGGAAAGCCGGAAACGCCACUGUGAUGCUGCUGAAGACAAAGAGGAGAGAGGAGAACCAGCCAAGAAGAGAGAGGUUCUGGAAGAGGAGAUCUGGAGACUGCUGGAGGAAAACGACCAGAAGGAGGAGACCAUAAAUGAGUUGAGAGAGAGGGAGGAGAGGAGGAGGAGGAGCCUGGAGGAGGAGCUGGAGAAGGAGAAGACCAGGCUGGAGGAGAAACUCCGGAAAAGGGAGGAGCAGCUGGAGAAGGAGAAGUUGAGGCUGGAGGAGGAGCUGAGAAGACGAGGGGAGGAGGUGGAGGAGCUUAAGAAGGAGCAGGAGUUCCUGGAGCAGAAGGUCCAGAUGCUGUCAGGUCUGGACGAGUGUCCAAACUGCGACUCGGUGUUUUCAUCUCUGGAGAUGGAGCAGAAGGAAACGUCCAAGCUGCAAAAGGAGAACAAAGCUCUGGUUAACGGCAUCUUCCAGCUGCAGACAGAGGUGACCGCUCUGCAAAUGGAGCUCCGACAGCAGACUGACAGAUCCCACAGCCUAUCAGAUCAGUUCAAUACAGCAAAGUCCCGCCUCCAGGACCUGGAAAACCAAUCAGAGGAGAAGAACAGCUCCCUCAACAGUCUGACGCAGGAAGUGGAGCGUCUGAGGCAGGAAGUGAAGGAGGAGAAGGGCAGGAGCAGCAGCAGCGUUUUCCACGCCACCAUGGAGGAAUUGAAGAAGGAGACCGAAGCAGCACUCCAGAGAUCCGCUCAGAAGUCCCGACAGAUCCAAGAGCUGCAGAGAGACAAGAGGAAGCUGGAGGAAGCGCUGGCUCACAGGUGUGAGCAGCUCAGAGAGGAACUGGCCAAUCAGAGAACAGAAUUCAGAUGUCAGCUACGGACUCUGGAGGCGGAGCUUGAGUCAGAGGGUGGAGCUCUACGAGGGAGGCUGGAAGAGAUGGCGAGAUCAGAAGAAGAGAGGAGGAGACGGCUGGAGAGAGAGGUAUCAGAACUGCGAGGAAUCAUGUUGGAGAAGGACAGACUCCUGGAGGACAGUCGUCAGACCUCAGAGAGUCUGAGACAAGAGCUGCAGCAGAGAAGGGUGGAGGAGGAGAAGGAGAACAAGGUGGUGGAGGAGCCGAAGGAGGCGCUGCAGAAGCUGAGGGAGAGGAGGCUGCAGGGGAAAGAGGAAGAGGAGAGGAGCAGGGAGUUCCAGGCAGUGAAGAGAGACAUGGAGAGACUACGGAAGGAUGUUCCUGCUUCUGUUCUGAGGUCCAACAUGGCCGACAGGAGGAAAACCCCAAGAACUACCGGAAGGAAGAGGAAGAGCUGCGAGGUGGAGGACCUGGUGUCCAGUGAGAACAAGAGAAACAGAGUGAGAGGAAACGCUCACCUCAACAGACAGGAGAAGAUGGACGGAGCUCUGCAGGAGAUCGGAGAGUUGAUCCACAGCUCGCCCUCCAUUCGCGGCUCUAAAGCUAAAACCAUCAUGGGUCUGGCCAGCGGACACUCAGCAGAGAAGCAGACGGUCGCCAAGGCAACCAAACCCAGACGAGGACGCAAGAAGCUUUUCAAGUCGGGCGUCUCGUCGCCGCUGCUGGAGUCCCCGCACACGAUGUUCGGAGGCUCAGAAGAAGAGAAGGAGAGCGAUCACCUGAUCAUCAGGAGGCAGCUGCGAUCUAAAAGCUGCAGGAAGUGACAUCACUGCCCUGGUGGAGCCGCCGGGACUCGGACAGAUUUAUAUGUACAGUUUUUAUUUGUUUCAGGGAUCAAUAAAAAGCAACCAAUGAUGCAA
Molecule: messenger RNA, 4213 nt
Organism: Melanotaenia boesemani (Boeseman's rainbowfish)
Lineage: Eukaryota; Metazoa; Chordata; Actinopteri; Atheriniformes; Melanotaeniidae
Product: kinesin-like protein KIF20A
Exons: 32
Coding region: 293-4117 (1274 amino acids)
Biological process (GO): microtubule-based movement; mitotic spindle assembly
Cellular component (GO): spindle microtubule; kinesin complex; nucleus
Molecular function (GO): microtubule binding; ATP binding; plus-end-directed microtubule motor activity
Source: RefSeq, a predicted model, not a curated record